ACUUGGUCGUAUAAACCUAUGUGUCAAAUAAAUGCUAAAAUCUCUAUCAAAAACUUAAUAAAACUGUUAAUUUGCCAAUGACGGGGUGAUUGUGGAAAAUUCGAUAAAAUUUAAUAUUCUUGUACCUGAUUGUUUUAUUUGUUCGAUCAAGAUGUUAAUAUUUCGAGUUAUAGUAGGACUAAUGCCGAGCUAAACCCGAGGAACAAUGCUGCAGAUGGGAGUUCUAUUUAAUGAUGUUAAAAAAGUGACAUAAUCACAAAUCAACCAUAUUCCCAUCUUAGCUGAUUAAUAAUUUCCAUAUUCAAUAUGAUGACCUCGGAGGAAUCCGACUCUUUGAGUACAAUACCUUCAGACGGCCACCCAGAAGAUGCAUCAGCAUCAGGCACUGAAGAAGCUCCUUCUUCUAUGGUAUCAAGCGAGGCGGAAUCGGACGGAAGUGUGCUCUCCGAGCCCCCACGUCACGAUACAAUAGACAAUAUGUUGAACCACACUGAAACUGGCUCAAUGGAUCAGUCGCAAAACUCACUCGAUAAGACCCUCGAGCCCACAGCUGAUGUACGAGCGGUUGGCAGUACUUUAGCAUCUUUAGUUUCGACAAGAGGCUCAAUGCUGCCAUGGGGUCCCAACAAGGGUGUCUUCGUUCCUACAUCAGAUACAGAUCUAAGACCAGGGGAGUAUGUGAUGCGUCUCCUCUUCACAGAGUUCACCGUGCAAGCUGAGAGGAAGAUGGAGGCGGUUAUGGCUGAACCUUUGGAAAAACCACUUAACAAGACGCUGCAGAGAGGUGAAGACCCGCAGCUAGAUCAAAUCCUCUCUGCCUUUGGUACAGUAGCCGAACAUUGCCUUCCGUCUCUACUGCGAGCCCUGUUCGGGUGGUUGGAGAGGCAGAUGGCGGAGUCACCGCAACUGAAUGAACAAGCCAAGAAACCUCAUCAAGAUUUGAGAAAUAAAAGCAUAAUCUACAUAGUAUCGGGCAGUGGAGCAGGAACUGAACAAGUUGAACGUAGUUGUGAGGAGCUGCAGGCUGAGCGGCGAGAUUUAGCCGUGGAGUUUCUUUUCUGUCUUGCUUUGAUAGAAGUGCUGCGGCAGCUGCCCUUCCACCCAGGCCAUGAGGAUCUUGUACAGUACAUCGAGAAUGUGGCCUUCAAACGAUUCAACUAUAAAGAUGGUUUACAAUCAAACCCGAAUGCAGCCAACGUGCACAUCAUUGCCGAUUUAUACGCAGAAGUUAUUGGCGUUCUUGCUCAGUCGCGUUUUGCCUCCGUGCGUAAACGUUUCACUGCAGAGUUGAAGGAGCUAAAAAGCCGCGAACCAUCGCCUCACACAACACAAAGUAUAAUAUCCCUGUUAAUGGGUAUGAAGUUCUUUCGAGUCAAGAUGGUACCGAUAGAGGAAUUCGAGGCGUCCUUCCAAUUCUUGCAAGAAUGCGCUCAGUACUUCCUCGAAGUAAAGGACAAAGAUAUCCGGCAUGCGCUGGCUGGGCUAUUCGUUGAGAUACUUGUACCAGUGGCAGCGACCGUGAAAAAUGAAGUGAACGUACCAUGUCUCAAAAAUUUCGUUGAGAUGCUCUACAGUCAUACACUGGAUACGAGCACCAAGUCCAAACAUCGCCUGGCGCUGUUCCCGCUGGUCACUUGUCUACUCUGCGUAUCCCAGAAGCAGUUCUUCCUAGCGAACCUGCAUUGCUUUCUGGCCAUGUGCCUGUCACAUCUGAAAAAUAGGGACCCUAAAAUGUGCAGAGUGGCACUCGAGUCGCUGUAUCGCCUGCUUUGGGUGUAUAUGAUCAGGAUCAAGUGCGAAAGCAACUCAGCCACACAGUCUAGACUUUCGAGUAUUGUGAAUUCACUAUUCCCGAAAGGAUCCAAGGGUGUUGUACCACGUGACACACCAUUAAACAUCUUCGUGAAAAUUAUACAAUUCGUUGCCCAAGAGAGGCUCGAUUUUGCGAUGCGAGAAAUAGUGUUCGAUUUACUAAUGGUGGGUAGACCCAUAAAAAUAAUUUUAACACCGGAGAGGAUGUCGAUUGGCCUCCGAGCGUUCCUGGUCGUAGCUGACAGUCUUCAGCAGAAAGAAGGGGAGCCGCCUAUGCCCAGAACAUCUGGCACACUUCCCUCAGGGAACACUUUGCGUGUCAAGAAAACUUUCCUAAACAAAAUGUUGACGGAUGAGACAGCUCGAUCAAUUGGUAUGAGCGCCUAUUUUCCAUACGUAAGGCGGGUGCUGGUGGAAAUCCUCAGGGCUCUAGAUGCUCAUUACGGUCGACCGUUGAUGCUCACGAACACACAAAACGUGACAAAGGAACAGGAGAUUAAUACAGGAGAAAGGAAGCCGAGAAUCGAUCUAUUUAGGACAUGUGUUGCCGCAAUACCAAGGUUGAUACCAGAAGGCAUGAGUCCAAACGAGCUGGUAGAUCUUCUGUGUCGGCUUACAGUACAUAUGGAUGAAGAACUGCGAGGACUUUCAUUCCAAAGUCUACAAACACUGAUUGUGGACUUCCCCGAGUGGCGGCAAGAUGUUCUCGCUGGAUUUACGCAGUUCUUAGCCAAGGAGGUUCAGGAUACGUCACCGCAACUUGUGGAGAACGGAUUAAGAAUGCUAUUACAACUGGUAACGAGCUGGAAAAAUGGUGAACCUAGCGUUUCGCCACCCAAGCCUGAACCUCUAGCUUCUAUCAUCAGGGGGGCCGAGGCCUUGGGAUUGGUUAUGCUGUGUCAGGGUAAGGCGUACCCUCGGCGUCUCGCUGUCCAUAUACUAAGAGAAACUAAGUACUUGCUUGAGAGGCUACAACUGACAAGAGAUGAACCUGCGCUGAUAGACGCAGCAGAUAUACACGUACCGCACUUCACUGAGAAGUGCCUGCCUAUCCUGCCACCGACUGAGAAGCAAGCCUUACUGGCGGCAGCUCAACCUGACUUAGUGUGGGUGGCGGAACGAAGCCAUGCUGUUUGGACAGCUGGUCUGCAACAUGACGACACAUCCUCUAAGAAUAGCUGGAGUGGGAGCUCUACCAAUGGUGCUGACCCUUGGGAGGUGGUGUUAUUCGGGCUACUCGAGAAAAGUCGCGUGCCGGCACAGUGUCCCGCGACCGUGUUACAAGCGUGGCCGAUACUGCACGCACGCAUACACGCACUUUAUACAAUUAUCGAACCAGCACCGGUAAACGACAAUCGUGCGUCUCUCCUCUCUCGAGGUCCCGCGUUACCACGUAAGCCCGAGAAAGAAAGAGACGGCUAUAUGCAAGUAUGGAGGUACUACAUGACAAUGGCAUACCUGGUUGUGCCGGCUGUACCGAGUCCAGUGAUCAGAUGCGCAAGUCCCGACUUAAGCUUAAGCGUGGAGGGCUGGGUCGCGCCGGCUCCGCUGAGCUCGUCCAGCGAGAGCCUCAACACACCUGGUGGUUUCUUCACGCUGCCCUUGAGCUAUGCGCGCUCUCACAAGCAUCACAAGCGGACGAGCUCGUCACCUGACUCGCUGAGCGAGCGCAGUGGGGGUGAAGCGCGUGGGGCUCACGCGGCGCCCGCUUCGCUACAUAAGCUCGCUGUGCCCCUGGCGCGCUGCGAGGUGCCUGAAGUGAGGGAUGCGGCCGUGGCGGCGUGUGGACAUAUCAAUCCAGAUGCGCUCAAGGAUUUAUUCGAAGAACUAAUACCGUUACUCCGAGAGGCGGUCGAUCGCAAACAAGAAAACAUGCGAAGGCGACGAAGGCGUGACGCUCUACGAUUGCAUUUGAACAAAAUGUUGCUCAUCAUUGCACAAAGAAAAACAUUCGCUACAAGCACAUACGCAUUAGAGAAUGGAGGCCUGCACUCCAGCAUUACGGAGUACCUCGAGGGAGUGCGCCAGUGUCUCGAGGUGGAAGCGGAAAAAGAUGCCCCCGCUGCCAGAGAACAGCGGCUCACGUUCGCUGACUUCGUCACAGAGCUCAUUAAGAGUUUCCCACUUGAAAUGUACGGAUCGCUGCUAAAACGCGAGCUAUGCAAGAGUCUGUUCAGCCUGUUCGCGGGCUGGUGUGGACCGCUGGCUAAGCACCUCGGCACCCUCGAGCCGCAACCGCAGGCACCAGAGAUAGACGACAGGCUCAAUCUCGCCGCACUCAAAGCAAUGAGUGCUUUGGUCUGCUGUGGGCCGUGCUUCGCCCCCGCCGCGCUUGCCGAAGAUGGUUCUCUUUAUCCUUGGCUCAGCGAGAUGCUAUCUUCCACCAACGACAAGAUAUACGAACUGGCCCGUGAAACGAUAGUGUUGUUACUCGACUGCAACCCUGAUAUCGGGCCGCUGCUGGACUGGACCGUGGACAAAUGCUUCACCGGCCCGCCGAGAGUGGCUGAUGGAUGCUUCAUGGCUCUUGCGACCAUCUUCAGUGCUAGGGAAUACCCGUGUGACCAUUACACGGCGAUCAUCAAUGUCACACUGAUGUGCACUGGCUGCCCAAGGGCGCCGGUUCACGAGAGCGCAUUACAGCUCUUGCAGCUGUUGGAUAAACGAUUCUUUGGCACCGUCGGACCACUUCCAGCUGAUGACGAGAACGCGUCGGAGAAAGGGCGAGGAACGCUGGACGUACUGUUAUGCACGACUUACUGUCGCUCGCAGCUGUACCUGUCACGACAGCUCUCUCAGUUGCACCCGGAAUUAACAAUGCCGAUGUUUUCAGAAAUAACAGCGCGUUUCCAAACUGCUCGUACAGAAGUACGACAGCUGCUGCUUCAAUACUUGUUACCCUGGCUUGUGAACAUCGAGCUCGUUGACCCCAACGUGCCGCCCGCCAACCCCUUGUCCUACAUACAGUACUACGUAGCGGAGGCAGGACGCACUGGGCGGCGCGAAGGGCUCGGCUCCGUAGAGGCUACGGAGAUGGUUCUUAACAAUCUCUUCUACAUCACAGUCAAGUUCUCGGACAAUCACCCGAAGGAAAUCGAAGAGUUGUGGUCGACGCUUUGCGCUUGCUGGUCAAACAACCUCAAAGUUAUCAUCAGAUACCUCAUCAUCGUCUCGGGGAUGGCACCGAACGAGCUGCUACCAUACGCAAAACGCGUCGUACUAUACUUGGCGCGAUCGAGGCCGGAACGUCUUCUGGACGAGAUGAUGACGGAACUCCAGACCGUGGAGACACUUAACUGCCUCAUCGAGAGAACUGAGACGCCACCUUUCUACCGGCUAACUUCGAUGCGGAAAGCCACGUCUGGUCACAGCGAUGGACCAGGGACUGGGUCGCAGGAUGCGACGGGCCGCACAGGAGAACUGGCUCCGGUUGAAAAAGGCACCAUUCACACUAAGCGCCACAGCGGCGAGGACCCGGCGAAGGCAUCCAGCGCUAAAACGGAAAUGCCCCGUAUUCAAGACAAGCGCCCGUCUGCACCGCCGUGCCCCACGCCGCCCGCCGACGACGACCCCACACCUCCCUCCGACGGAGACGCUACGCCGACGGGUAUGUGCGGUGAUUCUGGAGGCCCUGUUAGCGCUCCCAGUACCCCGCAGGAAGCCCGCGUUGACUCCUUGCAGCCGCGGCCUCUACCCAUGCCGGAGUACGGAGGCUUCUUUGCCCUCCUCACUGAAUACCUACCCGACACAAACCAACCAGUAUCUGGGUUUCACAGGUGCAACGUGGCGGUUAUGCUUCUCUGCGAUGUGGUAUUGGACGGCGUGGAGCUGGACUGGUCCAUACAUGUGCCGCUCAUGCUGCACAUAGUGUUCCUCGGCAUGGACCAUACCAGGUGGAUAGUCCAUCAGCACUGCCGGCAGCUGCUACUGAAUCUGUUGGUAGCCGUGGCAGCUCACCACGAUCACCUGACCAUCGCGCGAGUGCUGCUGGCUGCUCGAUCAGCCCAGCUGGGUCUCGGUCUACCACCACCACCCUUACCACUCGUACCGCAUAAUUUCACUGAACCAGAUGCAGUGUUCGACAACUUCCCUCAGUGCGCCCACUCGCCGCGCUCGCACGUGCGCUCGCUGUCCUCCGACCCGCAAGUCACCCCCGAAGGUGAAAUAGACAAUUAUCCAUCGCUACCUGUAAUAGUGACAGGCGAAGCGGAACAGGAACCCGAAGCUGAGCCGGAAGCACCGCCAGCAGAGCUACCAAUAGCUGACGUCAUCAAGUCAAUGGUCCAUUACUUGGCGAGUAGACCGACACACAUGCCGCUGUGGCAAUAUGAAGACAUUACUGCUAAAGUGUGGAGUCUCCGCAGUUGCCAACAGAUGUCGACGCUCCUUCGUCACGCACUUCGGAUUUUCCGCGAGUCUCUGCCCCACGCGCUCAUAUCGGAGCGCUGGGCUCAGACUGCAUUGCAGUUAGGUCUAUCGUGCCCUUCCCGACACUACGCGGGAAGAUCUUUACAGGUAUUUCGUUUCAUCGGCGUGGCCAUGACUGGCCGGAUGGUAUCCGACAUUCUAUCCCGUUUGGUGGAAACUGUCGCUGAACAGGGAGAGGACAUGCAGGGCUAUGUGACUGAACUUCUCCUCACAUUAGAGGCGGCCGUCGACUCGCUGGAGUCGAACUUCAGGCCUCUAGACUACAUGCGUGACAUAUUCAAGAGCACGCCCAACUUGAACAACAAAGAUGGCGGACCACAGCCAAAUGGAAACGUAUACACGGCGGGUAAGAGAUCGCCGGGCGUGUGUGUCGGAUGCGUAAGCAACCACACGCGCAGUACGAGCUACUCAGUAUCGUACUGCGUUCGCAAGAGCAACGCUCCUCCCACCGCGGAGAAGCAACCGCACGAACCACGAACCCGACCCUGCGAAUCGACAAAGGGCGUAUGCUCGAAUUUAUGUCGCUCGCGUUCUGCACAAUCUCUUAAAUUGUUGGGUGACACCGCGACACAGGACGAUAAGUUGACGAUCCUAGCGACAUUAUUUUGGGUCGGAGCUUCACUUCUUGAAUCUGACUACGAGCAUGAAUUUCUACUUGGAGUGAGACUUCUAUCAAGAGUUAUGGCUCGUCUACCCCUGGACCGACCAGAUGCUAGGGAGCGCCUGGAUCGAACGCAGGCCCACGGAACGCAUGGACCAUCAUCGCUACACUCGCUGCUGCUAAAGGGUUGCACCCACCCGAAUACGUACGAGCCGGUGGUUGGCGUCUUGGUGGAUAUGAUCCCACUCCUGGAACUGCCGGUCAUCGACCCCACGCAAUCACUUGCCUUCCCCAUGACCGUAGUGGCAUUGUUGCCUUACAUGUUAUUACACUAUGAGGAAGCAAAUGAACUCUGCGUACGCGCAGCUUGUCACAUUGCACAGUUUACAGCCGAAAAGAGUAAAAAGUUAGAGAACCUCGGCACGGUGAUGACGCUGUACUCCCGGAGGACCUUCAGCAAGGAGAGCUUCCAGUGGACCAAGUGCGUGGUCAAAUACCUGUGGGAUACGUACUCGCACCUCUCGCUCCAGAUGCUGGCGUUCCUUGUUGAAGUCCUGGAGAAAGGUUCCGUGACCCUACAGCUUCACGUGCUUUCGAUCCUGCACUGCAUGCUCUACUACGUGGAAUUGAACGCGCCAGCCGCUCAGCCGGUCAAUGCGGACCUGUUGCGUGCUGUUGCGAAGUUUAUCGACCAAGACGGUAACAAUUAUAAAGAAGCUAUGAAGAUCUUGAAACUGGUGGUGACCCGUUGUUCUACGCUCGUUGUACCACCACACUGGGACCACGCGUCCUCUGUACUGGAUGCCGACUUACACGGGAAAAAGGAACUUCCGGGUCGUACAAUGGAUUUUACUUUCGACCUCUCCCAAACGCCAGUGAUUGGUCGCAAAUACUUACCGAAGAGUGGCAGUCAUCCUGCCACAGGACCCAGCUCGCUCUCUAACGCCUCUAGCGUUACUCCUGACAAAGGUUCAUCAAUGACAGGCUCUGCGUCCACCGUCGUGGGAGCUGAGAUGAGUUGUGCAAACGCUACUCAACCUCAUAGCGCGGCCUCACCGCGUCGUUCUCUCUCGCUCUCUCCCGCAGACGCGCUCGCUUCCGGCUGGAAACGACCUUGGAUGUCGCAGAGUCGCGUCCGCGAAUGCCUCGUGAAUCUCCUGACCACGUGCGGCCAGCGGGUUGGACUGCCGAAGAGUCCAUCUGUUAUCUUCAGUCAGAGUUCGGAGUUGUUGGAGCGAGAGUCCUCCAUGGCAUCUUCCCUGGAGGAGGUGUCAGGAACGCCUGGAAACGAGCCGUCUGGCGGCGCUCCGCCCACGGACCAUUUUGGAGUCUUCAAAGACUUUGAUUUUUUGGAGUACGAGAGUGAGAGUAUCGAGGGCGAGAGCUCUGACAACUUCAAUUGGGGCGUCCGUCGUCGUCUGCUUAGCGAAGAACGCGAAGAGGGCGUAGCUCCCGAGCGCAGUCCACCGCCGCAACGCAGCAAGCAGCAGGAGCACAAUGAUCACCAGCAUCACACGAAAACUGGUCAAGAGGACUCUUCUGAUGAGGAAGGUGGAUGGGAAGAAGGAGGACGAGUUGAAGGCGGAGACGGUGACGCUGGGUCUGCGCACGAGCUUGCUUUACGUGCGCGUGCGCAUUCGCUCUCCAGCGCCUCCAGCGGCGAACCUGAUGGAGAACGUGGCGACGUGACACCAGUGCCGACCGCGGUGGUUAGCGCGGUGGUAACGACGUCUGUCGGGCUGGUGGCGACGGGUGCCAGUACGGUGGUACGCGACGCAUGGCGCAGCUCGGUGGCGGCGCUGCUACGGCACGCGGCACACCUGCCACCGAUGUCUCUCGUGCACCGACUGCAUACAGUACUCAAGGAAGUAACAUCGAAGACCAUUUCGGUUUGCGGUGAGGGGGCUCUACUUUCCGGUACGGGUGGAUCCGGGAGCUCAGGAGGCUCAGGCGACCUUGCCGCAGUUCUGGAACGACUCAGCUCGGAAGAGCCCCCUUUACUGUGGGUGGGGCCCCUAGCUGCGGACUGCGCCCGAGUGCGCGACGCGGUGCGAUACGCGGCUCUUGAGAUUAAUGAACAUCUUGAAACCUACUUCGACAGGCGUGAACAUGCUUUGGAGACUCUCGAGUUGUCUCGAAAUGCAGAAGAAACAGGAAGAUGCUUGUAUAAGCUGAUCUUCCAACUGCUGCUACUUCUGGAGACCAACAACAAGAUGGUUGUAGCUGUUUACCACGCGGCCCUCGACAACCGGGGAGUAGAAAUGAGCGCGGCCGUAAUGUCGGUACGAGUGGCGCUGACUGCACACGUAGUCGACUCUUGGGGUGAACAUUCACCUGCGCCCCACGACGAGGCGCGUCUGCUCCACCUACUACAACGGCAGAGGUGGGGAGCUGCACUAGCAUUAGUGCGCGAACGCAACGCUGAGCGGAUUUUGGAACGCGGAGAACUUCCCGAAGAUGACGUAACGAGCUUGCUACAUGUUUACUGCAAAGGACUUUCGCAAGCACAUCCUGACAUGGUCGCGAUCACCCGGCCAGUGAACGAGUUGUCCCAGAACCUGUCUUUCAUGAUGGAGAGCCUGUACAAAGUGUCAGUGUCCCUGCAGCGACAAGAGUUUGGCUGAUGUCGCGCCCCCCGCCCGCGGCCUACGCGCUCGCGCCACCCAGCUCUCUUUAGCUGCUUUAAUAUCGACAUAUAAACGAUGGCGCACAUGUGCGCGACCUACGCGUGCACUAGACUGUAAUUACCAUAAUAGUACUUCAUACAUACUCAUCCAAAUAUACUCAGAUCCAAAUAACGCGCACUAAACCUCUAUUAGCAUCCUAAAAUUGAUAUGAAUUAUAAACUAUCAUUCCCGUUUUUACAUUUAAACUAUUUUAUUAAUUAAGUUACUCAUUAACAAACAUCACAUCACGUUCGUCGAAUUGGAGAAUAAUAUAUGUCGCAGUGUGUUCUAGUUAUAACCAAAUCCACGCUUCAGUUGAAACAUCGAUACAUAAUUCUCGGUAGUUCUACCCACGUCGUGUAUUUCAACAGCAUUGUAUUCAGUCACCCAUAAACACCCAACAUUUGAAUAGUAUAUCCUCAAAGGCUUAUUAUCGUAUUAUCGUCUAAUUUCAAAGUUUUCCUUCUUUCGUUACUGACGCAUAUAUUUUAUGUAUACGUUUUUAAAUCGAUUCUUUUGAUUAAGGUGUGCAUGUAAACGAUGUUCAGAAACAAAGUACAUUUACAGCGAAUGUACCAAAAUCAAACAGACCGGACCGGACAUUCUUCGAGAUUUUCAAGCAAGCGAUAUUAUAAAUGAUAUACACUGACCCGAACGCUUAACGUUACAUUACAUCACUAUAUAAGUUAUAUUAUUGACUCCAUAAUGUGACGUCAUACUUUUGUGACAAAACGAGAUUUGAAAUUUCGAAACUUCAAAUCUAAUAAACCAAAAAUAUCAAUCUCAAGUAUUAUGUAAUUCAUCUUGUCGUUAGUCUUUAAUAUAUAUCAAAAAAAUAUAAAAAAAUUGCCUUAAAUGUGUUUUCAAUAUUUCGUCUUUAGGGUACAUGAAGAUAUAUUUUUGUGGAGUUCGUUUUACGCUUAUAUAAGUGUCUGAAAAUUAUAUUUUAAGAUAAAAAUCGGUGUCUAUAUACAUUCAGUGUUUUAUUCGUAUAUUAAAUGUUAAAUAUCUGUACGCCUCCGGUCGCUCGGACGCCUUCUGCUUUCUGCGCUCCGUUAGUGAUGAACAUUUCAAUGUCGUGUUUAUAAACGUUGUAAAUUAAGAUAUGUAAUAAAAAGAAUACAUGACAAAGCCGCGGGGAGGGGGGAGCUCUCCCUCGAGUUCGAUUAUUACGUUUCAAGUAGUUAAUAUUAAAUUAUACAAGUAUAUUCAGCUCUCAAUCACGAUAUUAUAAUACAUAAGAGUUUAUGAAUCGAUUUAAUAUUGCUUCCUCAUUUGUAUGAAGUGUGUACCACGACCUUAUGUAUAUUAUAUCAACCGACACUUUGUCGAUAGAAUUACAUAUUUGUUAUUAAAUGGAUAUAUUCAAAGUUAACGAGUGUUUUAGAGUAAGAGUGUCGACUUCUCGAUCUCGACAUAAUUCUAAAGUUUCUGAACGUGAUUUGAAAAACUCAAUUUGACAGUAAUUCUUAUCUUCUUUGAAAAUAUUAUGAUGAUGUUUUAUUUUAAUCGUUUUAUCGUCAGUAUUGUUUCCUUUUACUUGUUACCAUUUUGUUUGUAUUUUUACUAAUACUUUACGAAAAAGUGUCUAUUAUAUUAUUUUUUUUAGCUUUCUAAAAGAAGUUAAAUAUUCUUCAUAUCAUAUGAAUUUAACGUUUUUUGAUAGCCGUGCUCGCUGCGGCGCACGGGGUAGCGAAUUUAGUAAAUAAAUAAUUAUUAGGUGAAUUAGUGUACUAACGGUACAUAUUAUUGUGAUUAAAACUCAUUUAGUUUUCAUAUUACUGAUCUCAGCUAGGAUAUUGUAAUAACACGCGAUGUCGCACAACAAACAUUUCGACAAGUGAAAUCAACAAAAUAUAUAAAACUAGCGAAGCGAAUUCUAUAAGUAUUAACUAUCUUUGGUGUCUGACGUUAGUGUCCGUCUGUGUGCUUCCGACUACUUGUUCUACGGGCGAACAGCGAACGCUUGAUGUGAACUGCAGAAGGGUCAAAAAAACGCGCCCAUAGUUUUCACGAUCACAAUACAUUCGUUAUUUAAUAAUCUUGUUAGAAAUCUUUCAAACGUAACAGAUUAAUAUGUUACGUUAAAAAAUUCGAGAUAUCGCGUGUACGCAACCAAAUACUUGAUUUUUUUUUCUAGUGCCUAUUUUGUUGUCUAUAUUCGCACAUAUCAAUAUCACCCAAUUUUUAUAUCUUCGAAACUCGCACGAACGAACAUACAAACACGACAAAUUACUAUCGCAGUAAUACAAAGACACCUCUAAUGUUACAUUACAUUGUCAUUAUCGCGACGAUUCAAUACAUGUUACGAGUUCUUCGUGUUCUUUUCAUGAAACCUGUCUCUAUUAACGAAGCAAUUAGUUAUCAACAUUUUUAAUUAAGACUGCCAUUGUAACUGAGUCACAGGUUCGAUUUUCCGGCGAUUUUAAAAAAAAUAUGUCAUCUCUAUCGUCGUUUCAACUUAUAUUUAAAUCAUAUUGUUCGCGUGAAAAUCGAAUCUAUCUCAGCUUUAUUCGCGGUGGAGAUAUCCGAGGUACGAGGAGACGUUACGAUCCGAUUGCGUGAUCAUUUCACUUCAACUAAACUCGUCUCCCAUGCCAGUCGGUUAUCUUCAGCGCGCUUCUUUGCCUUCGAGCAAAAUGUACCAAAUGAUGCAUAAUUUCGUUUUAAUUGCUAUAUUUACUCAACGCUUUUUUGUGAUAAACUUGUUCAUUUUAGUUUAUUGUGUAACUAAUUAGGUUAUUUAUUAUUAGCUUAAUUUUAUUCUCCCUUCCCGUUCGCGCCACACGCGUAUUAGUAACGAUGUGAAAUAAUAAAGUUUAUAACCAGUUGUACAUGUAUUUUAAAUUAAUAAAUGAAUUAAUAUCU
Nymphalis io (European peacock) is the source of this 12375-nucleotide messenger RNA. It is a transcript of the gene fry, whose product is annotated as protein furry. NCBI's taxonomy places the organism in Eukaryota, Metazoa, Arthropoda, Insecta, Lepidoptera, Nymphalidae. Gene Ontology annotation, biological process: cell morphogenesis; neuron projection development. The record is from RefSeq and is a predicted model, not a curated record. The transcript has 58 exons. Gene Ontology annotation, cellular component: site of polarized growth; cell cortex. The coding region runs from base 307 to 9465 and encodes 3052 amino acids.